AUGUCAGUUCAAAAACCAAAGACCAUGACUGCAAUUAAACAGGAGGCUGACGAAAUCGGGAAUGAUUGUUUUUUUGUAUCUGAGAUAAAAAUUGAAGAAAACCAAGAUUUAACAGUUAUCAAGUACGAAGAUUUGCAUCCUCAUUGUACUAAUUCUGAAGAUUUAAAAAAGCACAAGAGGACAGAUACUGGCGAGAAACCUUUUCAAUGUGAUAUAUGUAAGAAUUCAUUUUCACUUUCUGGACUCCUAAAACGACACAAAAGGACACAUACUGGCGAGAAACCGUUUCAAUGUGAGAUAUGUAAGAAGACAUUUUCACAUUCUGGAAAUUUAAAAAAGCACAAAAGGACACAUACUGGCGAGAAACCUUUUCAAUGUGAUAUAUGUAAGAAUUCAUUUUCACUUUCUGAACUCCUAAAACGACACAAAAGGACACAUACUGGCGAGAAACCUUUUCAAUGUGACAUAUGCAAGAAGUCAUUUUCACGUGAUGGAACUCUUAUAAUUCACAAAAGGACACAUAAUGGUGAAAGGCCUUUUCAAUGUGAGAUGUGUAAGAAGUCAUUUUCACAAUCUGGGGAUUUAAAAAAGCAUAAAAGGACACACACAGGCGAGAGGCUUUUUCAGUGUGAGAUAUGCAAGAUGACAUUUUCACGGUCUGGAAAUCUUAAAACACACAAAAUGACACAUACUGGUGAGAGGCCUUUUCAAUGUGAGAUAUGUAAAAAGACAUUUUCACGAUCUGGAGAUUUAAAAAAGCACAAAAUGACACACACAGGCGAGAGGCCUUUUCAGUGUGAGAUAUGCAAGAAGACAUUUUCACGGUCUGGAAAUCUUAAAACACACAAAAUGACACAUACUGGACAUCUUAAAAACCACAUGAUGACACUCACAGUUAAAUCACUAAGUGAAUUGACACAAGGUAAAGUGGCAGAAGUAGAUGAUAUCCCUGCAGAAUUAUUAAAAAACGUCGGAAAAGAUACCUAG
This is a messenger RNA of Adelges cooleyi (spruce gall adelgid), 987 nucleotides long. Its product is annotated as zinc finger protein 782-like. The coding region runs from base 1 to 987 and encodes 328 amino acids. The record is from RefSeq and is a predicted model, not a curated record. Lineage: Eukaryota; Metazoa; Arthropoda; Insecta; Hemiptera; Adelgidae. The transcript is spliced from 4 exons.